Molecule: messenger RNA, 1367 nt
Organism: Neolamprologus brichardi
Lineage: Eukaryota; Metazoa; Chordata; Actinopteri; Cichliformes; Cichlidae
Product: keratin, type I cytoskeletal 18-like
Biological process (GO): intermediate filament cytoskeleton organization
Cellular component (GO): keratin filament; cytoskeleton
Molecular function (GO): structural molecule activity
Source: RefSeq, a predicted model, not a curated record
CCUCAGUGCCAUUUCUCACUCUGAUUGAUCAGCACACUUCCUUUACCAAUGGAGCUUAGACGCCAGUCUUCUCAAAAUUAUGGUUUAAGUUCACUUGGAGGUCCCAGAUCCCUACGGAUGGAAACCUCCUACGCCCACAGUGUGACUGGAGGGGCAGGUGGCCGUGGAACCAAGAUUUCCAGUACCAGCUAUGGUUCGCGUGUUGGCAGCGGUUUUGGCGGAGGAUACGACUACCAGUCCUUGUCCUCUGGAUCCACUUCUGGAGUCAUGGGCAUUGGAAGCGAGAAGCAUGCCAUGCAGCGUCUGAAUGACCGCCUGGCGAACUAUCUGGAGACGGUGAGGAAUCUGGAGAAGGCCAAUGCAGUGCUGGAGGUCAAGAUCAGAGAGGCCACUGAGAAUAGAGGCCCCUUGGAAGGGAGGGACUACAGCAAGUACUACACUAUCAUCGAAGGCCUCAGGGCCCAGAUUCUUGACAUGACCAGGGCAAAUGCCCAGUAUGCUAUCAGUCUUGACAACGCAAGUCUGGCUUCAGAUGACUUACGAACCAAGUAUGAGUAUGAGUUGUCCAUGAGGCAGACAGUGGAGGCUGAUGUUUCAAGACUGAGGAAGAUCCUGGAUGACACCAAUGUUACUCGCUUGCACCUGGAGAGUGAAAUCGAGUCCCUCCAGGAGGAGUUGAUCAGCCUGAAGAAGAACCACGAGAGAGAAGUUGAUGAAUUGCGAGUUCAAAUUGCACAGGCUGGGGUCCAUGUGGAUGUUGAUGCACCAAAAGGACAGGACCUGGCCAGAAUCAUGGAGGAAAUAAGAGCAAAGUAUGAGAAGAUAGCGCUACAGAACCAGCAGGAGCUUGAAGCGUGGCAUAACUCCCAGAUAACAGAGGUGGAGGUCAAAGUCACAGAGAGCUCAACAGCCCUGAAGGAGGCCGCAGGUGUAAUGACUGAAACUAGGAGGCGGCAUCAGGCACUGGAAAUUGAGCUCCAGUCUGCACAUAGUCUGAAAGCGUCCCUGGAGGCUGCCCUUCAUGACAUUGAGAGGCGUUACAAUUUAGAGCUGGAAAAAUACAAUGAGAUAAUCCUGAGUCUGCAGGAGGAACUGGCACACAUCCGCAGCAGCAUCCAGCAAAACACGAAUGAGUACGAGGCCCUCCUCAACAUCAAGGUGAAGCUGGAGGCUGAGAUUGCAGAGUACAGAAGGCUGCUGGAUGGUGAAGGAGACUUAAACCUUGAAGAUGCAGUUGACCUAAAGAAAAUCCAAGUGGUGACGGUCACUCAGACUGUGGUGGACGGCAAAGUGGUGUCAGAGAGCAAGGAGAGCAAGGAGAUCGGAUCCACUGAAAAUCUGGCAUUUAGUUAAAAAACAACUGAAAG